Messenger RNA from Caenorhabditis auriculariae, 3116 nucleotides. NCBI's taxonomy places the organism in Eukaryota, Metazoa, Nematoda, Chromadorea, Rhabditida, Rhabditidae. The record is from the annotation of a GenBank genome assembly.
AUGAGCCCGACCCAAUCUCCGCCGAUGAACCUGGCCCCGGCAAGUAUCGAACAAAUCCUUCGUAUUCGACAGGAAAGAAACCAGAGGACCCCGAAAUGUGCCAGAUGUCGUAAUCAUGGAACCGUGUCCGCCCUGAAAGGUCAUUUUUAUUAUUUUGGAUAGAAAAAUAAGGAAAAGUCCGAUUUUUCUCGUCAGAAUCGCGUAAAGUUACACUCAAAACUUUUUUAACUCGAAAAAAAAAGUUAUAAAUGAUGAAAAAAAUUGAACCCCUUCAAAAAAACCUAGACUCCUGUUUUUUUAAUAUGUGGUGGGAGAAAAAAGGCGCGAAAGGUCAAAAAUAAGAGCAAAACAUAGAUUUUGAUCAUGCUAACCCAUUUUUUCCAUAAUAUCGGGGCUUUUGAAUCAUUAUUAGAUGCAUUUUAUCACCCUGAUUUCGAAUCUGGACUCAGAAUCAUUCUAGAAAAUCUGUAAAAAAAGUUAUACCAGUUCGAAGUUCGGAAAAAUCAGACUCUUCGGAAAAUUGUCACAAGAAAAGCAACAUGUUGAUGUUUUGAAAAAAAUUUUAGCGUAGAUAAAUUUUUCCAAAGCUGCUCACUUUUCUUUGGGCCGUUUCAGAAAAAGAAAUAAUUUUUUUCGGCUCCAGAUAUCUUAAUUUUGAGAGCUUCUAGCUUUUUUCACGGGUUUUCUAGGCAAAUUUUGAGAAUAAAUUCGGAAUAUUUCUCAAAAACUGCAUUUGGUACUUUUUUCUCUUUUUUGCUCCAAUUCUGACGCGAUCUCUUGUACUCUAUUAAAAAUGAUGAUAAAUAAUCGUUAGAUCAGUGUGAACCCUUAAGAGCUCACUUGGAUCUCGGACUUUAGUUAGUGCAUUAUAAAAUUCUACAUAACUUGAGUCUUAGAAUACCAAAACAAGUCCGGAAUUUGCAAAAAAUCACGAUUUUCGUUCCAGGACACAAGAGAUACUGUAGAUGGAAAGACUGUACUUGCGCCAAGUGUACGCUGAUCGCCGAGCGACAACGGGUCAUGGCGGCUCAGGUGGCGCUCCGACGUCAGCAAAGUCAGGAGGAGCGCGACGCGAGGGACCUCGAGAUCCUACUGGGGAAUGGCAAUGGUGAGCUUCUUCCAUGAUAUUUGAGAAGUACAUACGUUUUGAAAAUCCAAGGAACACUCAAGAGAAACCUAAAGAGCUUCUCAAGUGGCUUCUUGAUGUUAUUCUGAUUCCAAUAAGGUAUCGAAUAGUGAGGUCAUUUUGGCUUUGAAGCUUAUCUUUUAGUGUCUGUAUAGUCCGUUUUUCGCGACUUCUCUGCACUCUCCUUGUCUCUCGACGUCUCUCUCAUGUUUACGUGCUAUUUCCAUGUUUCUCUGACCUCGCCUGUGAGGGAACAGAGAGACGCAGACACGCGAAAACUUCGGCGGACGGACUAUGACUUAUUUUUUUUUCAAAGUUCAUUAGUCUUUAGAAUUUCUUUUUUUUCUUUUUAAGAUAGAUGGAGAAGCUUAGGGAAAAAAAUUCAGAAAAAUUCAGAAGAAGCUUAGGAAAAAAAUUCAGAAAUUAAAAUAAAAAGCGCCAUUUUUGAAAGUAUAUGAUCUGUACAGUCAGUCAAAACGCGUGGAAGAAUUCAAAUUUAAACAUUUUUUGCUGAAAGUUUUAGAAAAACCCUAAGAAGUUUCUUGAGUGUCUCCUUGAGACUUUUCUAACUUCAAUAAGUUUUUUUAUAUGAUGAAAAAUUUUGAGCUUUGAGCUUUACUUUUUAGCUCUUGGGUGGGCUUGAUUUUACAGAAAUUAUCCGUUUUUCAAAGGCUGUGAAAAAUUCUUUACUUUCCUUCUUAGGGUAAAAGAAGAAGCUUGGGACAAGCCAAAAUUGGAAAUCCCUCAGAAAAAACAAACUAAAAUCUUCCAAAAAAAAAAAUUCAAAAAAACUUUUUUCUCUAUUUUUUCUUUCAUUUUUUAACAGUUUCUCAAUAAUUAUUGGUAAAAAAAACCUGACUUUUUGCUCAAUUGCCCAAGAUGGGUACUGUAGAGCAAAUGGGUGUCGGCUGGCGGUCAUGUUUGUGUGCAUUGGAGCGCACCUGUGAGUCUUUUUCGAUGGGCUCCUUGGCACCUUGUAGCAUUUGCUCACCUUAUGCUAUUGAGUACAAGUAGCGCUGGGCUUCUUGGCAACUUUUUGGGGAGGCUAGAGGGUUUGAGAAAAGAAAAAAAAAGUGAUUUCAGGUUUUCACUUUACAAAAAAGUCGAUUUACUUCUUUGAAGCUUUGACUGGAAAAAUUUUUAGUGUCCACUAUAGAGGCUCGCCAAGGACUACUUGGAGAGAACACUAAAGCAGUCACUAAAAUCACUCCUAUAGCGGCCACUAUUUUCCGUUUAGUGGCCACUGUAGAGGUUCUCUAUUGAGUGGUCACUUCAGUAGUUUUUUGUGUUCCUUCCAGUAACUCUGAUAAUUUUAAAACAAACAGAUUGGACCAGUUAUAUUGAUUCAUUGACCCCUAAGGUGGCCACUAAAGUGGUCUAGUAGUAGCACUUAGACUUCUAUAGUGGCCACUAAUUUUUAACCCCUUAAGUGGCCACUACAUUGACUACUAUAGUGGCCACUAAAACGUGAAAACCCUAUAGUGACCACUAAAAAUUUUCCUAGGAAUUCUUUGAAAUUUUCAAAAUCUCUUUCACAUACCGGAUGGUCUCUUGAAAAUCUUCAAAAAAUCCUUUUUACACUAAUAAUUUUUAAAAUCCUUAAAAAUUUAAAAAUGAAAAGUAAUGAAAUAAAGCUUAUUUUCACAGCCUCAGACUUCUUUUUUUUCUCAUAAUCAGCCCUUCUUAGCUUUAAAUUUGUUCCAAUAACCCGAAAAAUCUCUCUAAAACCGAAAAAAAAGGCUCAAACAACUCAUCCAUUGUUUCAUUUCCUAGACAAAUACCUGUCCAAAUACGGGCUUUUUGUGUGGUUUUUUUCUGAGGAUUGCGCAACUUGCACACGCAGGAAGGUUUAUUUAAUCAUGGGUUAUUAGGAGAAGAGGAUUUUAUUUAAUUUAAAAAAAAAAUAUUUUCAGCCAACGAACUUCUGAGCAUUCUGCGUCGUGAAGCCGAACAACCCCAGAAUUUGUCUUCAAACAGUGAAAAAGGGUAA